AUGAAGUUGCUUCUCGUCCUCGCUGCCACCUUGACAGUCGCCGCCGCCGGCACGGUCCACCCCGCCCUCAACCUCGCCAUUCAACAAGGCGCAACUGAGGCGAUUCUCGAACUACCCCAAAUCAUGGAACAAGUCGAAGCCAGCCGAUCGCUCUCUUCCCUUUCCGGUGACGCCAAGGUGUCCGCCCUCGUCGUCAUGCUGCAAGGACUCACCUCCGCUGCUCAGGCCCCCUUCGUCCAAGUCGCUUCCUCCCUCGGCCUCGAGACGCAGACCUACUGGGGAUCCAACAUCAUCCUCGUCAAGGGUUUGACCCCCCAGACUCUUGCCUCCUUGGCCGCCACUCCCGGAGAAUUCACCCUUCGCCAGCAAAUCACCGUCCAAAUGACCCCAUCCGUCGUCGUCGAGUCUGCCCAGAACGCUACCCAGAACCCACAAUGGGGCGUUGCCAUGAUCAGGGCGCCCGAAGCAUGGGCGCGCACUCAAGGUGAAGGGACCGUCGUUUGCAUCAUCGACACCGGAGUUAAUCUAGGACACGUUGUCCUCGCUGACGCGUACUGUGGUGCCUGGAGCGACCCGCACUACAACACGGCGGAACCAACUGACCAACAGGGACACGGCUCCCACUGCGCGGGAACCGUCCUUGGACGUGCCAACGGUGUCGGUGUCGCCCCUGCUGCCCAAUGGGUCGCCUGCCGUGGGCUUAACCACCAAGGAUCCGGAACUGAAGCUACCCUCAUCUUCUGCGGCCAAUGGGUCUUGACCGCUAAUCCCAGACCAAACAUCGUCUCCAACUCGUGGGGCGGUGGUGGCAACGAUCCAUGGGUCAUCCUGCAGGACGACCACCUCUCCCGGAGAUCAGCCCAACCUUAUCUCCGUUGGUGCCACCACUGA
Molecule: messenger RNA, 891 nt
Organism: Folsomia candida
Lineage: Eukaryota; Metazoa; Arthropoda; Collembola; Entomobryomorpha; Isotomidae
Product: subtilisin-like serine protease Pen ch 13
Exons: 2
Coding region: 1-891 (296 amino acids)
Biological process (GO): proteolysis
Molecular function (GO): serine-type endopeptidase activity
Source: RefSeq, a predicted model, not a curated record